CAUCUCCUUCCCCACUCUCCAACUCACUACAACAAUGGAUUACAAUCAUCAUGCUCUCCUCCUCUCCCUAUUUCUCUUCCUAUCCUACACGGUCGCGUCCACCGCUGACGGCGGCGAUUCACUGAUCCGACAAGUCGUACCUAGGGCCGGUGAGGAGGAUGACGACGCGCUCCUCCACGCCGAGCGUCACUUCUCAAGCUUCAAAGCCACGUUCGGAAAGAGCUACGCGAGCCAGGAGGAGCACGACUACAGGCUCGGCGUCUUCAAGGCCAAUCUCCGCCGGGCCAAGAGGCACCAGGGGCUGGACCCCACCGCCGUCCAUGGGGUUACGAAGUUCUCUGAUCUCACUCCCAAGGAGUUUCGCCGGAAUUUUCUCGGGCUCAAGAAGCGUCUCCGGCUGCCGGCCGACGCUAACAAGGCGCCGAUUCUUCCGACGAAUGAUCUUCCCGCCGACUUUGACUGGCGCGAGAAAGGUGCCGUUACUCCGGUGAAGGACCAGGGUGCGUGUGGAUCAUGCUGGUCGUUUAGUGCGACGGGAGCACUGGAAGGAGCUCAUUUUUUGACAACAGGGGAGCUCGUGAGUCUCAGUGAGCAGCAGCUUGUGGACUGUGAUCAUGAGUGUGAUCCAGAAGAAUAUGGUUCGUGUGACUCAGGCUGUAGUGGUGGACUAAUGACCAAUGCCUUUGAAUACGCACUCAAGGCUGGGGGUUUGGAGCAAGAGAAGGACUACCCUUACACUGGCACCGAUCGCGGUACCUGCAAAUUUGACAAGAGCAAAGUUGUUGCUACUGUCUCCAACUUCAGCGUUGUUUCCCUCGACGAAGAUCAAAUUGCUGCAAAUUUGGUACACAAUGGUCCUCUUGCAAUUGGCAUCAAUGCAGUGUUCAUGCAAACAUACAUAGGUGGAGUCUCAUGCCCUUACAUUUGUGGAAAACGUCUGGAUCACGGGGUGCUUCUGGUCGGUUACGGCUCCUCUGGAUAUGCUCCGAUUCGAUUCAAGGAGAAGCCUUACUGGAUCAUAAAGAAUUCAUGGGGACAGACCUGGGGAGAGGAAGGGUAUUACAAGAUAUGCAGGGGUCAUAAUACUUGUGGGGUUGAUAGCAUGGUCUCUACCGUUGCUGCUAUGCACACAUGAAACCAGAACCAUUAGGAAAUCAAGGAGUUUAUUUACUGUAUUAGACUUGUGGGGCGUUUGUACAUUAUCUUAUGAUCACCUAGACGAUAAUUUCAAAAGGAUUUGUAAUAAAGUCUGGUUAUCUGAUGUUGAACUUGUAUAGUAAGACUCUUUGUUAUGCUAUUUUUUAUGCUAGGGUUUGAUGUUUAGCGCGUA
Argentina anserina (silverweed cinquefoil) is the source of this 1330-nucleotide messenger RNA. Its product is annotated as cysteine proteinase 15A-like. Gene Ontology annotation, cellular component: lysosome. Bases 35 to 1135 code for a protein of 366 amino acids. The record is from RefSeq and is a predicted model, not a curated record. NCBI's taxonomy places the organism in Eukaryota, Viridiplantae, Streptophyta, Magnoliopsida, Rosales, Rosaceae. The transcript has 3 exons. Gene Ontology annotation, molecular function: cysteine-type endopeptidase activity.